Molecule: messenger RNA, 2302 nt
Organism: Condylostylus longicornis
Lineage: Eukaryota; Metazoa; Arthropoda; Insecta; Diptera; Dolichopodidae
Product: protein escargot-like
Exons: 1
Coding region: 247-2130 (627 amino acids)
Biological process (GO): regulation of DNA-templated transcription
Molecular function (GO): RNA polymerase II cis-regulatory region sequence-specific DNA binding; DNA-binding transcription factor activity, RNA polymerase II-specific
Source: RefSeq, a predicted model, not a curated record
ACAAAAAAAAAAAAAACUUUAAUAAGAGAAAGAUGAAAAGUGCAUUUUAAUUAAAAAAAUAAAAAUAAGGAUUAAUUAAAAGGACGAAAUCCUGAGUGUUUCAAUUUAAAGAAAUGAGAAAAAAUAUUUUUGAUUAGCGUUUUAUAAAUAAAACAGGCAAGUGGCAAUUAAAUGCAAAUAUAAAAACUGAAGCAAGUGAUUCAAAUUAUUAAAAAAAAAUAAUUUAAAAACAAAAAAAAAAUUAAAAUGCCUACAACAACAUUUGAAAAAAAUUAUAGUAAGUGUCCGCUAAAAAAGCGCCCAGUUAAUUAUAUUUUUGAUGAAAGCGAGAUCAAAGAUGAACCAGAAAAUUUGUGUAUUAAGAAAGAAAUUUUAUUGAAAAAAGAAAAUAAUAUUUCGUCAACAGCAAUUGUUCCAUCAUCAUCAAUAACACCUACAUCAGAAGAUUCAUAUUCAUUAGAAAGUGAUGAUGAAAAAUUAUCACCAACUGGUGUUGUUAUACCAACUCCAACAUAUCCAAAAUUUAAUAUACAACCAUGGGGUUUUCAUCAUAUACCAUAUGCUACAGAUUUUUACAAAACCUUGUCGCAAAACAGUCCAGCUGCAUAUUAUCAUCCGACUGCAUUACAUCAUCAUUUACAACAUCAUCCACAUCAUGCAUUUCAUCAGACAUCUCCAUUACGUGGUGAUUUACAUUCUCCGUUAACACCAUCAGAGAGUUCAUUGUCACCACCUCCACCACAUUAUAUUCGUGGACGUGGUAAUUCUGUAUCACCACCAAUUCGUGAGAUGUAUUCAACAACAAUUGUUGGAAAUACAAAUUUUAAUAACAAUAAUAAUAUUAAUAAUAAUAGUAAUAAUAGCAAUAGUAUUAUAACUAAACACGGUAAUAGCCAUAUUAUUAAACCAGAAAUAGUUCCAACACAUCGUUUUAUGCCAUAUCAGAUACCAUAUCAACCGUAUUCAUCUACUCUCGGUUUAAAUAAUAAUAGUUUCAAUUCACAUCAUUUAUCACAACAAACGACACAACAGCAACCUCAACAUAUUCUUCAUUAUUCAUCACAUCGACAACAACAAUUACAAGAUCGUCAUCAAUUACCACCAAUUUCACCAUCUUAUAGUGAAACAUCAUCAUAUUACUCAAUUAGAUCACAAACACCUGAAUCAAAUUGUUCAAUACCUGAAGACUUAUCAUUAAAGCAGCAUUCACCAAAACAUUCAUUAUCAUCAUUAUCAACAUCGUCAUCCUUAAUGUCAUCGUUGACACCAUCUUCAUCUUUGUCAUCAUUGUCAACACCACCAUCAAUAUCAUCAUCAUCAUUACAAUCUAAAAUUUCGACAAUACCAAUUCCAUCAAUGCCAUCAAUUGUUCCGAAUUUUGCAAAUCACGAUAAUCGUGAUUUUAAUAAUAUAUCAUCACAAUCAUCAUUAGCAUUAACAACAGCAUCUUCUACAAUAAUAGCAACAAAUAUAUCAGCAACAACAUCAACAUUAUCAUCAGUAAAUACAACAAAAAGACUUUGUGAAAAUAAUAAUAUUAUUUGUAAUAAUAGUAAUAACAACAGUAAUAACAUUAAUAAUCACAAUAGUAAUAAUAAUAAUAAUAACAGCAGUAAUAGUAGUAAAGAAAAUAAACAAUCACCACCACGAUAUCAAUGUCCUGAUUGUAAUAAAUCAUAUUCAACAUUUUCUGGAUUAACAAAACAUCAACAAUUUCAUUGUCCAGCUGCUGAAGGUAAUCAAAUUAAAAAAUCAUUUAGUUGUAAGGAUUGUGAUAAAACUUAUGUUAGUUUGGGUGCAUUAAAAAUGCAUAUUCGAACACAUACAUUACCAUGUAAAUGUACAAUAUGUGGUAAAGCAUUUUCACGUCCAUGGCUUUUACAAGGGCAUAUACGUACGCAUACUGGUGAGAAACCAUUUAGUUGUCAACAUUGUCAUAGAGCAUUCGCUGAUCGUUCAAAUUUAAGAGCACAUUUACAAACACAUUCAGAUAUUAAAAAAUAUUCAUGUACAACAUGUAGUAAAACAUUUUCAAGAAUGUCAUUAUUAACAAAACAUAAUGAAGGUGGUUGUCCUGGUAUACACGGUUCAACAAGUCCCAAUUAUAUAACACAAUAUCCAGAACAUUAAAAUUUAAUUUUUUUUUUUUCGAAUUUUAUUCAUUUUUGUUUCUAUUUUUGUUUUUUUAAAUUAUAUAAUAGGGAAGUAAAUAAAUUAAUUAAAUUAAUUUUAUUACAGAAGAAAAAAAUUAAAAAGAUUAAAAAGUAAAAUUUUACAAAAAAUCUUUUUUAUUUUUUUUUCA